Molecule: messenger RNA, 1530 nt
Organism: Anopheles marshallii
Lineage: Eukaryota; Metazoa; Arthropoda; Insecta; Diptera; Culicidae
Gene: Smu1
Product: WD40 repeat-containing protein SMU1
Exons: 2
Coding region: 1-1530 (509 amino acids)
Biological process (GO): mRNA splicing, via spliceosome
Cellular component (GO): precatalytic spliceosome
Molecular function (GO): protein binding
Source: RefSeq, a predicted model, not a curated record
AUGUCUAUUGAAAUCGAAUCCGCCGAUGUGAUCCGUCUUAUACAGCAAUAUUUGAAAGAGUCAAACCUUCACAAAGCGUUGCAAACAUUGCAGGAAGAGACGGGCGUUUCGCUAAAUACCGUCGAUAGUGUGGAGGGCUUCGUUUCGGACAUUCACAACGGCCAUUGGGACACGGUACUGAAAGCGAUCCAGUCGCUCAAACUGCCGGACAAAAAGCUGAUCGAUCUGUACGAGCAAAUCGUUCUGGAGUUGAUCGAACUGCGAGAGCUGGGUGCUGCCCGGUCUUUGCUACGCCAAACCGAUCCAAUGAUAAUGCUAAAACAGCAGGAAGCGGAACGUUACAUACAUCUGGAAAACAUGCUACAGCGUGCCUAUUUCGAUCCGCGAGAGGCAUACCCAGAAGGGUCCAGCAAAGAGAAGCGUCGUGCCGCCAUUGCCACCGCCCUUGCCGGUGAGGUGUCCGUAGUGCCAUCGUCACGAUUACUGGCACUGCUGGGACAAGCGCUCAAGUGGCAACAACAUCAAGGACUUUUGCCACCCGGUACGACCAUCGAUUUGUUCCGCGGUAAGGCCGCCAUCAGAGACCAGGAGGAUGAAUCGUACCCGACACAGCUGGCCCGGCAGAUCAAGUUCGGACAGAAAUCUCACGUCGAGUGUGCAAUGUUUUCACCCGAUGGUCAAUAUCUGGUAACCGGCAGUGUGGAUGGUUUCAUCGAGGUAUGGAACUUCACGACCGGCAAGAUACGUAAAGAUUUAAAGUACCAGGCGCAGGAUAACUUUAUGAUGAUGGAACAAGCCAUCCUAUCGAUGGCCUUUUCGCGCGACUCGGAAAUGUUGGCAACCGGUUCGCAGGAUGGUCAGGUGAAGGUGUGGAAGUUAAUCACCGGUCAGUGUUUGCGGCGUUUCGAGAAGGCCCACUCUAAAGGGGUGACUUGUUUGCAUUUUUCCCGCGACAAUAGUCAAAUAUUGACCGCUUCGUUCGACCAUUUGAUACGGUUGUACGGGCUAAAGUCGGGCAAAAUGUUGAAAGAGUUCCGCAGCCACACGUCGUUCGUGAACGAAGCGGUCUUUUCGCCUGACGGCCAUCAUGUGCUGAGCGCCUCGUCCGACGGUACGGUCAAGGUGUGGUCACUGAAGACAACCGAAUGCAUUUCAACGUUUAAAGCUUUGGGUACACAUUUGGCCGUAAAUUCGGUACUCAUACUGCCCAAGAAUCCGGAACACUUUGUGGUGUGCAACCGGUCGAACACGGUCGUCAUCAUGAACAUGCAGGGCCAGAUCGUGCGUUCGUUUUCGUCCGGUAAGCGUGAGGGUGGUGCAUUCAUCUGUGCCACAAUAUCACCGCGCGGCGAAUUCAUCUACUGCUGUGGUGAGGAUUUGGUGCUGUACUGUUUCUCCGUUACGUCGGGCAAACUGGAACGUACGCUGAACGUGCACGAAAAGGAUGUGAUCGGGCUAACGCAUCAUCCUCACCAGAAUCUGCUAGCAUCGUACGGGUGCGACGGUUUGCUGAAAAUGUGGAAACCAUAA